Molecule: messenger RNA, 1359 nt
Organism: Entrophospora candida
Lineage: Eukaryota; Fungi; Glomeromycota; Glomeromycetes; Entrophosporales; Entrophosporaceae
Source: the annotation of a GenBank genome assembly
AUGUCAUCAACCAAUUCAUUAAUAAUAGGAUGGCGUUUAAAAGGUCGCCACGUACUUAUUAUAGGCGGGAAUCAUAUCAUUGCAAAUAGAAUAGAAUUUAUUUUAGACACCAAACCUGAAAAAAUCACCUUGAUCUCUCCCAAGCAAAAGAUCACUUCUAAUAAAGUAACCAGCUAUAUUAAUAAUGAUUUGGUUAUAUAUAAAAAUAAAGAGUUUCAUGUAGAUGAUUUGACCACUGAAAAGAUUGAUUUGAUAUUAGCAUCUAUUGAUAAUGAUUUAAAAUUAUCUGAAAAAAUUGCUGCGACUGCUCGUGAACAAAAAAUACCAAUUAAUGUUGCUGAAUUACCACAACUCUGUGAUUUCUGGUUUAUGCCAACAUAUCGUGAUGGAAAUUUACAAGUAGCUAUUUCAACAAAUGGUACUGGGCCUCACAUAGCUCAAAAGCUUAGACAACAUAUAAUUGAAAGUAUACCAAAAAAUAUUUCAAAUGCUAUUGGAAAUGCUGCUUUAUUAAAACAACUUGUUAGUACAGCAAAUAUAUCAACACUUACAAAAAUCGCUGAUAAAUUAUCACUUAAUCAACUUGCUCAAUUAUCAGAACCUGAAAUUAAAAAAUUAAUUGGAACAACUGAAUCCAAUGAUAAUGAUUUGGUUUCAAUUUCAAAAUCAAUUUUAUCAUUGAAAUCAAAAAUAGGCAUUGAAAUUAAUACUCAUGAAGGUGGUGGAUUGAAACUUGUGAAUGGUAGUACAGCCAUAGAACAUGUAGCUUAUGCUUUAACUAGUUCUAUUUUUAUUUAUCCAGCUACAAGAUCACACUAUCUUGGUGAAUUAAGUUUAUAUUGGUCUUCACAAUCACUCAAUAAUGCAUUUGGGGAAAUUAAUCACGUAAUAAAGGCUGAUACUCGUUUUGGUGCAUCUACCAUGAUUUUUGGUGCUGCAUCAAAUGUUAAGAGAAUUUCAGCAUUUGCAUCAUCUCAAUCUAUCAUCCCUAUGAUACCAAAUUUCUAUGGGAUUGUUGAUGAAAAAAUACCAUUUGUGAUUCAUGUAUCAGCAUUAGAUAAUGAUGAUCAGAUGAAUUAUUAUGUGAAUUAUCAUAAUUUGCUGAUUGCACACGAAACCGGUUUUGGUAUAAUUAAUUCAUAUUCAAUUCAAGAAGCUCAUGAUAUUGCAUUGAUAACUCAUUUGGCAUCAGUUUAUUUAAAAUCACCUUUUCUACAUGUUUUUGAUGGAUUAAAAGUUUUAAAUAAAUCAACAAAAAUAAAUUUAUUAUCAUACUCAAACAUUCUAAGGUUAAACAAAGAACUAUCAAAUAUGACAGAGAACUUGAAAUCUUUUGAUGAGAAUAAUGAUGAUGAUAAG